Messenger RNA from Angiostrongylus costaricensis, 381 nucleotides. NCBI's taxonomy places the organism in Eukaryota, Metazoa, Nematoda, Chromadorea, Rhabditida, Metastrongylidae. The record is from the annotation of a GenBank genome assembly.
CGAAAAAUUUCAGCGGCUAAAUUCUUAAAAUACGAGAACCAACUAGGCCUCCCAUUCGGUAUCCUCGUCGACACCAACUUUGUGAAUUUUGCUGUAAAAAAUAGGUUAGUCGUAAUUCAAGGAUUCCGGGGCUGGGCUGUCUUUACGCUCACGGUGUUCACCGUCGAUGUUUUCAUUUCAGCGAUUCCUUAUGUAACGGAUUGUGUCAUGGGAGAACUCGAAAAAGCCGGCCGUCGGUUCAAGAUUGCGCUGAAGGUGGUAAAGAACAUUAGAUUCCAGCAUUUGAGGUGUGACCACAAAGUGAUAUACGCGGACGAAAGCCUCGUUCAACAGGUUACUCCUUUCUGCUCCACCUUCUAUAUCCGGUUAUUUAUUACAUAA